Onychostoma macrolepis is the source of this 7487-nucleotide messenger RNA. It is a transcript of the gene nod1, whose product is annotated as nucleotide-binding oligomerization domain containing 1. Gene Ontology annotation, molecular function: protein binding. Lineage: Eukaryota; Metazoa; Chordata; Actinopteri; Cypriniformes; Cyprinidae. The transcript has 11 exons. The coding region runs from base 324 to 3137 and encodes 937 amino acids. Gene Ontology annotation, biological process: regulation of apoptotic process. The record is from RefSeq and is a predicted model, not a curated record.
CAAACCCAGGGUGUUUUCAGCAAUCCGGGUCAAAUUUCAUCUUAUAGUUUCACUUCCUAGUUAACAUGGAAGGUGCGGAACCAAGUAAACAACACUCAGUAUUCCGUUCAGCCUUCGCUGAGUCAGACUCUUUCGUUUUCUGUUGAGAUGACCACGCUUUCCUAAAACACAACACUAUAUCGGGACUGUAAAACCCAAUCUCAAGAGAACGGUCGCUUGCCUCGCGCUGAUUUUUCGCAUCAGACACCGACAACGACGCGACUUCUGACCGCAUGUCUGUGAAGGAAGAGCCCGGGCUGAUGGUCUCGCGCUAAACAGGUAAAAUGGGCUCGUGCACGAGUGAGGGGUCUCACCUGAGGCUGCUGACGUCACACCGCGAGCUGCUGGUGGAGCAGGUGAAGAACACGCAGUGUAUUCUGGAGAACCUCCAGAUGAACGGCUUCAUCUGCACCGAAGACAUCGAGAUCAUUCAGCGCAGCACCACCAAAACUGACCAGGUUCGCAAAAUCCUGGAGCUGGUUCAGAGUAAAGGAGAGGAGUGCUCAGCAUAUUUCGUACACGUUCUUCAUGAAGCAUACGACGCUUACGUCGAUCUGCGGCCUUGGUUUGAAGACAUUCGGUACAAACCAUUAGACACUAUAAGUGUCAUACCAGUGGUUAACACAGACCCCAUUAGCAAGUACUGUGAGAAGCUCAGAUACGAGCUGGGAAGAGACACUCAGUUCAUCACGUCGUACUCGAAGAGCGAGGAGACGCCGCUGGAGGAUCUUUACACGGACACACAGAUGGAGCUCUUCAAUGACAGAGGCGAGAGUUUGGGAUACUUACAGAGUCUGGAUGAGCUUCUUGGAGACCAGGGAGUCUUCAACCUGCAGGCCGAGACCAUCUUCAUCACUGGCGACGCUGGCGUAGGCAAAUCCAUCGUUCUUCAGAAGCUGCAGAACCUGUGGUCCAGAAGGGAGCUAAAGACUCGCGCCAAGUUCUUCUUCAAGUUCAGAUGCAGGAUGUUCAGCGCCUUUAAGGAGACGGACGAGAUCUCGCUGAAGGAUCUGAUCUUUAAACACAACUGCUAUCCAGACGGCGACCCCGAUAACGAAGUCUUCGCCUACAUCUUACGAUUCCCAGAAACUGUGCUUUUCACUUUUGACGGAUAUGAUGAAAUCCAAACGGAUUUUGACUUGGAUAACGUGCCGGAAACGGUUUCCCCGGAAGAAAAGACCCGUCCGCUUUUGCUUCUCAUGAACUUGCUUUGCGGAAAACUGCUCAAGGGUUCCCGGAAGAUUCUGAGUGCACGAAGUGGCACCGAAGUCCAAAGCAGAGUGAUCCGGAAGAAAGUCUAUUUGAAGGGAUUCUCGCCUGAAAACCUGAAGAGAUACACGGCUUUGCAUUUCCCAGAGAAGGAACACAAGACAAUGGUGACCGAUCAGCUGGAUGCCAAUCCUCAUCUCUGCGGUCUUUGCUCCAUCCCAUUGUUCAGCUGGAUCAUCCUCAAGAGCUUCAAGCAUCUUCAUUCAGUGUAUGACAACUUUGAGUUGCCGGAUUCUUGCAUUACGCUCACAAACGUCUUCUUGCUUCUUUCUGAGGUCUUUCUCGGACACUCGAUUGCACGCCCUGGACUUUUAAAACGGAGUACGAGGUGUCCAGCGGAGACCUUUAAAGCUGGUGAGCGGAAUCUUUCGGCUUUCGCUCGACUGGCCUUGCAUGGUCUCGAACGCGGUGGACUUGUGUUCAGUUUGGAGGAAGUGAUAUCCUGUGGAUUAGAAGAUGAAGACCUUCAGUUUGGGUUUCUGAGGCCUGCUUCGCAUUACGAUGGAUGCGGAGGCUCGGCAACCUUCGAGUUCCUCCACGAGACCCUCCAGGCCUUCUUAGCGGCGUUUUCAUUGGUGCUUGACUCCAAAAUCACUCCUGAAUCUAUUCUAAGGUUCUUCUCCAAAUGCGAAUACAAGAGGUCGUCGCGUUUCACCUGCUUGCCUUGUCUGGGAAAGUCGAGACCUAGAGAUAAAGACCCUUUCCAAACCAACUUCCAGUUCGCCAAUUUAUUUUUAUGCGGCCUCUUGUCUAAACCCAACGCGCCACUCUUGGAGCAUCUCGUUCCACCGGCGUUAUUGAAGCAAAAGCGCAAGAUGCUCAAGUCUUAUCUGUCCAACAGCGUUAAGACGCAUCUUAAAGGCCUUCCUCGUUAUCCAUCCACAGACAUUGAUGGUGACAAGGUGCAUGCAAUGCCAAACUUCUUGUGGAUGCUGCGGUGCAUAUUUGAGACGAACAGCGAGGACGUUGCCAAGAUGACGGCCAACGGCAUAUCGGCGGAGUACAUUAAGAUCGCCUUCUGUAACAUUUACUCGGCCGACUGCAGCGCCUUGAACUUUGUCCUCCACCAUCGUAGGAAGCACCUAGGAGUCGACAUGGACAAUAACAACAUCAACGAUUAUGGCGUGAAGCAACUGAGACCAUCUUUCAGCAAAAUGACGGUAGUAAGGUUUUGCGUGAAUCAGCUCACAGACAGCAGUAUUGAGGUUCUGGCAGAGGAACUCAUCAGACACAAAAUCAUUCAGGUCUUGGGUCUUUACAAAAACUACAUCACAGACGUUGGAGCCAAACUAGUAGCAAAGAUUAUUGAAGAAUGUCCACACUUGAAGGUUGUCAAGCUCGGCUGCAACAACAUUACAGGUGUGGGUGGGAAAUACCUGGCCAGUGCAAUUCACAAGAGCAAAUCUAUCUUUGAUGUAGGAAUGUGGGGAAACGCCAUCGGAGAUGAGGGUGCAGAUGCAUUUGCGGAGGCCCUGAAGAAUCACCCCAGUCUGACCAACCUCAGUCUCUCUGCCAAUGGCAUUACGUCUCACGGUGGAAGAAGUCUGGCAAAAGCACUGAAGGAAAACACAAGCCUUCACAUCUUCUGGUUGAUACAGAACAAAAUCUCUGAUGAUGCAGCGUCAGACUUUGCGGAUGCCUUCAGGUCCAACUCUACUCUGACACAUCUGAUGCUAAUAGAAAACGAGUUCACCAUUAAUGGAGCCAAACAGAUGUCCGAAGGCCUGAUUAACAACACUACACUGAAGGAAGUCAAUAUUAAAGGAGACCGGGUUUCUGAAGAAGAACAACGACUCUAUGAGGGCGACAAGAGGCUUCGCUUCCACUGAGAAGAACCAGUAAAACAUGUGAUUUGAGAAAAUAAUCCGUGUUUAAAAGGAGGAAGUUUGUGUCAUACCACAGACAUUGGUCUACUUCAGCAACAGAAGCACCAUUGGCUGUGACGGCAACACAGAUUCAAAACUUUCAGGUUUAUUACCGUGGCUCUGACGUGAGUUUCACACUGAAGCCAGAACAAACAUAUUUAGAUGAAACUCUCUAGUAAUACUUAAAGCCUUUUUAGGGAUGCACCGAUACCGAUAGUGUCACCGAUACUGACACCGAUACUGCGCUCCUGUACUCGUACUCAUUAAAAAAAAAUACCAAAAGACGCUCCGUGUGUUCAGAUAAAGAAACACCGUCAACAGAGAGCAGAAUGGAGUUAUUAGACAUUAAGGAGGUCUAUGAAGUACAUGUACGUAAUUAAUAUAAUGUUAACAUUUACAUUUAGUAGACACUUUUAUCAAAAGCAACUUACAAAUGAAGACAAUAGAAGCAAUCAAAACCAACAAGAGAGCAAUAAUAUGGAAGUGCCAAUGUGUUAAGUGCUAAAGUGCGCACACACACACACACACAUUAGUGCUGUCAAACGAUUAAUCAUAUCCAAAAUAAAAGUUUUUGUUUGCAUAUUGUAUGUGUACUGUGUAUAUUUAUUAUGCAUGUAUAAAUACACACACAUAGCAUUUAUUUUUUACACAAGAUUUAUUUUGAAAAUAUUUACGUUUAUAUUUAUAUUCAUAUCAUUUAUAUUAUAAAUAAAUAUAUUUUAUAAACAAUUUUUCUGAAAUAUAUACACAUGCAUGUGUGUGUAUUUAUAUAUACACACAUAAAUAUACACAGAAUACAUUAUGCAAACAGAAACUUUGUAUGUAUAUAUAGAGCUUUAAAUGCUUUUAAACUGAAUCUAGGCGUUACAAAAUUAUAUUGUACAGUCUGAGAAAAAGGAUAUUCAUUUUGAUAUUGAUUGUAAUUAACAGUGAUUACAAUUAACAGUGCUAUUAAAUUAUUAGUGUUUUUAAAGAUGUAACUAAGAUAUAAUUAAAUGACAGCAAAGGUAACAAAUGCAAAAAAUGAAAUGAGCAUGCAUAAUUAAAUAUCUAAUAUCAUUUGAAUCAAUUGAUCAAUCUAGUGCUUGAAGUGGGAUAUUUAUAAGUUAUGUUAAAAUAAAAAAUAAAAUUGUGUGUCAAAUGUGUCAAAACAAGCAAGUAAAACAAUACAAAAAUUACUGAUUGAUGGUAGGGAGAGAGACUUCUGUUGCAUGAUCUUGUGGUUAACACUAAUAAAGUACUUAGAAAUCAUUAACAAACUAUUAGUUUAUAGUUAACACAGAGGUUAUAUAAAUAGUGAGUUCUUCAUUCAUUAUCACUGUAAUUAAUGCAGUUAUUAUUGUUUAAUUAGCUCGUAGUAAAGGAACAGUUAAUUGGUAAUGAGUGAAUAGUUCUCACUUUAGAUUAAGUCACGAAAAAUGUGCUUCAAACCAAACUUUAUUGAACAUUAAUUGCAUUCAAAUUUAUAGUUUCUUAAAAUGUUUACAAAUGUGUUCCGUGACGUGAGAACCAUUUAUGGUUAAUAAGUUGUUAAAGCAUUAUCUAACUUUACAUAUGAGCUAAUUAAACAAUAAUUUGGUUAAUUACAGUGACAACAAAUGAAGAAUACUAUGAAUGACCUGUAAACUAAUAGUUUGCAAAUUAUUUGUAAGUUCUUGUAAGUGUAUACUUAUUAUAGCGUUACCCAUUUAUUUUAAACGUCAAACCUACAAAACUUUAUUCGAAGCAAAUGUGAAACUCGCAGUACAAAUGUGUGCACGUGCUGCGCAUGUUUUGCUUUAUAUAUUUUGUUUUGAAUAUAUAAGUCGCAGCACGUUUCCGAUGAUAAAAAUGCAGCUCUCAGAAAAUAUUUUAGUUUUUCUACCCAAUGUUUUUACAAAAUACAAUUGCAAUGAAAAUACAGGUAUGGUAUCCGCAAGUACCAAAAAUGAAAGUAGGCUAUCAGUAUCAGACUCGUUCUGGAAAAAGUGCUAUCGGUGCAUCACUAUUUUUAAUGCAUUAAUUGUGACCCUGGACCACAAAACCAGUCUUAAGUGUCAAAUCUGGAAUCUGAGGGUGCAAAAAAAAUCUAAAUAUUGAGAAAAUCACCUUUAAAGUUGUCCAAAUGAAGUUCUUAGCAAUGCAUAUUACUAAUCAAAAAUUAAGUUGAGAUAUAUUUACAGUAGGAUAUUUACAAAAUAUCUUCAUGGAACAUGAUCUUUACUUAAUAUCCUAAUGAUUUUUGGCAUAAAAGAAAAAUCAAUCAUUUUGACCCAUACAAUGUAUUUUUGGCUAUUUCUACAAAUAUACCCCAGCGACUUAAGACUGCAAAUAUAAUGCAUUUUAACCUUGGUUACAGAUAUAAUGCAUUAUGAAUGUGCUUAUAAUGCACUAUACAUAAAGGCAUCAAGUGUUAUCAGGAUUUUUAAUAUAUUUUGCAUAUGUAUUUGCUCUGAAAAGAGCCACACUUGAACACUUAUAAUGCUGCUUUUCUCAAUCUGAGAAAUCAUUUCACGCGUUCAGUCACUGUACUAAAGAUGAGGAUUAAAAACAUUGCAAUCUCACAUGCAGACAGAAGGACAUCCAGACAAGCAUGUAAAGAUCUGUGCUUCAAAAGAUUUUGCUUUUUUUAAUCUCAUUAUCUCUGUACAAUUUUUUUUUUUUACACAUGUGGAAUGUUACAAUAUCUCUAAAUCAUUUAAAAAAAAAAACAAUAAAAAAAAACAACACCACUUUAUGAUCAUCCUGGUGGCCACUGUUACCCUUUCACAUUGAGAUCGAGCAACAUACAAGUUCCUGUUUUCUUCAGGAAGUUAACUUGCGUAACUAGUUCCUCUCGACUGCUGUAAAGAUGGAACUAGAUCAGACAGAUCGUUACCUGAUGGAGUUUGGUAGCAUAUUAAACAAACAAACAGAAAUGACACUCAGUCUUUUGUAUCAAAGGCUUUGAUUGACAAUCAAUCACGGAUCCAGUCGGAUGCAUCAGGCUCAGAUCUGCUGGAAACAGAAGUUUGCACAAAGCAGCAAAACAUGGAUUUAUUAUUUACCUAAAUUAUCUCUCGUAAAAGAAGUUUUGCAAAUGAUCUAAUAUCUGGUAAGGCUUUUUAAAAAAAAAUAGUGGUGUUUCCCAUGCAACAUGUGGUAUCUCUUCUCAUGUGUGACCAGAAAACCUGCUGUAAUGAAGCUGACGUAGACUUGCAUUGAAACCGCCAUCAACAUACAUGAUUAGCAGCAUUUUAAAGCUAUUUUGGCACUUUUGAUAUGCCAGGUCGACUACGGUAAUACUCUGAAGUCCAAUUCAGCUUCUGACUAUAGUCCACAGGUCAAAUUCAACACAGCUGACCAAUACUAAGCCUUCAGAUAAUCUCAACCGCAUAAGGCUUUACUUGAGACUGGGAACGAGUGUAAUGAGUGUAAAUCUCUAACCAAAAAAAAAGUAAAAUCCCUUGUCGAAUCUGUGAUUAGUAACUUUAAAAAACUAGUUAGCAGCGUGUCCGUCUGAAGCGUCAAGCCCUACUGGAGAACAACCACCUUUCUCCAAAAAAAUAACGUGGAUCUUGAGAAAAGCAGCUGAAAUGUGACCCAGAGUGUGUUUAUGAUAUCAAAUCUCACACACGCCGUUCUGACUCUAUGAUUUACAUUAAACCGAUUGAGAAAAUGGUGAUAAAAUCCCAAAGAUCGUAAGAGAAUCAAACCCUGUUCCAGCAGCUACAGGUGAAUUUAAGACGAACACAGAGAGAAUCAGUCGCCUGAAUCACAUCUCAUCACAAAUAUUUAAAAAGAAUUAUAUUUCACAUGAAGAAAAUGGUCUUUGUAGGAGCAUUAAGAUUUGUGACAUUUUCACAACAAUCGGGCACAUUUUGCAUCAGUGCUGUAAUGCAUCUGAACAUUUUGCUUUUGAGUUUUCCUUUUUAAAAAAAAAUUAUUUUCAGUGUUUAUACUGGAAUACAAUGGUUUUUAAAAUUUAAAUCAGCAUAAAUUAAGAGCAGUACAACAGAUACCACAAUGAUGUAUAAAUACUGUGAGAAGAAUGUGUAAUUGUCAUGAAAGUAUUUGACAAAUCUUAAUAAUCCUGAGAAUUAAUUUCCUUGAUUUAAGGUGAAAUAUGAGAAUCAUUUGGCCUGAUGGACGAUUAUGUCAUCAUAUGUUUGUCUCUUGAUGCACGUACAAUGCGUUUAAACAUGAAGGUGCCCUAAAUGAGAAAAUGCUGAAGAGUGAUUCUCACAAAACCUGCCAAUCACAAAAUCAAAAGAAAUUACAAUUAUAUUUUGCAUAAAGAAAUAGAAGUGCAUUUUAGGACCCUUAAGAAACAUUUACUUUUUAUUUGACAUUUUC